Molecule: messenger RNA, 1537 nt
Organism: Exaiptasia diaphana
Lineage: Eukaryota; Metazoa; Cnidaria; Anthozoa; Actiniaria; Aiptasiidae
Product: leucine-rich repeat-containing protein 34-like
Exons: 3
Coding region: 53-1264 (403 amino acids)
Cellular component (GO): cytoplasm
Molecular function (GO): protein binding
Source: RefSeq, a predicted model, not a curated record
CACUCGAGGAACGCCUGCCGAUAUCUUCAGUAACACAACUAUAAACUACAUUAUGCAAACUUUGUCGUCCUUAGCAGCCGAAAAGGCCAUCUCAGAUCACCAUUCAUUGCGUAACAAUGCUGCUUUUCUUCCCAAGGCAGUUUUAGAAUCUCUCUUGGCGUCGUCUGUAAGACAGAGGAAAAUCUUAGCUCUACGUGAACUGUUGUGCCAGUGGCCUUUCAAACAGCUUCUUCUUCAAGAUGUCGGCAGUGACUUCGAGGAGCUCCAURCCGUUUUGUUCGCGUUUACUCUACARAAAGCGAACAAUAAACUCGAAAUAAUUGAUUUGAGAGGGUGUAGGACUGGUUUCCAUGGGACAUCAGCAUUUUGUAAACUAGCCCUUGGGUUUCCUGUGUCACAAAGUGAUGUCUCUGAAAUGACAGUGAUUGACAGCCGUCUGUUAACUCAAGUGGAACAAAAUGCUCAGUUUCUGAUAGCCAGAGUUCCUCCAGUUACAGUGAUUUUAGAUUGCUAUGUCAAUAUGGAUAACUAUCAACUUAUGAAGCAGGCUCUCGUUCAGCAUUCCAUUUUGGAUAUUAAGGCUUGUAACAUGACACUGGUGGAGCUUGGGAGGAAAAACGUUUGCUCUUUGGUGUCUUUUCUUGAGCCUGAUAUAAUCACAACACUUGAUGUCAGUAUGAACUCCCUUGAAAGUGAAGGAWUCGUAUCACUCUCAGAGCACCUCAAGAAUUUUAGAAACCUACACAGCUUGAACCUCAGUUACAACCGCUUAACUCACCAAAACACAGAGGCUAUCAGAUCAUUAGCUGGUGCUUUUGAACAUCUUUCMCAAUURCAGAGACUUAUAUUGACAGAAAAUAACUUGGGUAGCGGAGUAGUCACUCUUCUUCAAAGCCUACAAUGUCCUUUGACUCAUUUGACMAUCAGYGGGUGUGGGGUCAGGUCUCAGGAACUUACUUCCCUUGCCAACAUCCAAACAUUGUCUCAAUUGGAACAUUUAGAGCUGUCAACUAAUGCCCUAGUGAAUUGUGUUACUUCCAUGUCGAAGUUUGUAUGCAAGUCAAAGAAAACUCUCAAAUAUCUCCAAAUUGAGGACAACAUGUUUGUUACAUCAUCUGUCAGUACCUUGUGCAAGAUGGUAAAGAAGUUGGAAAAGCUUGAAGUACUAUCAAUAUGCUAUAAUCAUUUACUACCUGACGAUGUGCAGACAAUUCAAAAUGCCGUUUCACAUGUGAAAGUAAUAAACAGAGACUGGUUGUUUUAACUGAUAAAGAGAAAAUUAUAACAAAAGUUCUAAAUCUAAUGUAAGAUCUAAAUCUUGAGAUUUUAAUAAACAAACUGACAAUAUCACCGAAACAAACCUCUGCAAUAAAAAAAAAAUUCUAUUGACUGACAUGUUAUGUUUUAAUACUAUAGUGCCUGCAAAACAAUGUUUCCCAUCCACCCCUUUCUUUCCUAACUUGGUUAAAUUCUUAUCUUUUAGAGUAAUUUUUGUUGCAGACAGAUUUUAUUAAAGACAACAACAUAGACUGUAUCU